AUGGCUACGAAUUUGGGCAUUUUGACCCAAGCCGAUCUGAACGAGGCUAUGAAAUUAGAGAAGCGAAAACAAUAUGAGGAUCAACGUAAGAAACGCAUCUUUAAUGCGAAGCAAAGACUUUACGGGCUCGAUUUGGAUGCGUUGGAAAAACAAAUCGCAGAAAAGUCGAAACAACGGCAAUUUGAGGCCGAAUGUACGCGACGCUAUGAGCAACAGACACAAAUGAUGCAAGAUACGGUAAAAGCUAAGGAGCUGGAACUGGAGAAACGUAAACACAUCAUGGAGAGUGAUUUGAAUUAUUAUCGAUGCCGAUAUCAACGAAAAGAGCAAAGCCGAGAGUUUGAUUUAAAUGAUCCGGAUUGGAAUAAGAAGUCGCAACCGAUACGUACAGCCGACGACGACUUUAAUUUAGGGAUUUCAAGUGCUCAAGUUUUUUCGGGCGAAGAUUUGGGUUUCAAAGAGCGGAAACAGAGGCAGCGUGAACAGCAGCGCGCCUGGUUAGAUCAGCAAGUUAUGGAGAGAAAGCACGCCGAAGAAAGUCGCGUAAAGGCCGAUAGGAUAUUUGAAGAAUCUUUGCAUUCGCGUGAUAAACGUCUGGAAGAUAUGGCCAAUUCGGAACGUCGUGUACGCCAUGAAAUUGUAGACUCAAUACGUCGUUACAAUAGCGAAAUGGCCAAACGUAAAACUGAAGAACGUGCCCGUAAGAAAAAUGAGACGACUGAGGACGACAUGGCUGAAAUCUACAACAUGUUAACUAGUGACAUGCUUACCGAAAAUCCAGACGUAGCACAAUCAAAAAUAAAUCCUAACAAAAAAAUCGCUUUCAUGUUUCGCGGCAUGACUCCGGAAGAAUUAGCUCAAUUCCAUAAACAGCAACAUCAGCAAUUGCUUGAAGGUAAAAAACGAAGAACUGAAGAACAAAUGAUGGACAAGCAAUGGGAACAGCACGCUUUGAAUAUCGAUCGUCAGCUAAUGCUGAAACAUUUGGAAAUGGAGCAUAAGAAACAAGCGGAAUUGCAGAGACUUUUCGAAUUCAACGGCAAGCUAGCCAAAGAGCAAAAGAUGCAAAGAGAAUACAAUAACAAAGUAAUGAACAUCAAUCGUGUGUCAAAGGAGUUCUAUGAGCAGUUUAAUAAAACUACGCGUUAA
Messenger RNA from Glossina fuscipes, 1149 nucleotides. RefSeq names its product RIB43A-like with coiled-coils protein 2. NCBI's taxonomy places the organism in Eukaryota, Metazoa, Arthropoda, Insecta, Diptera, Glossinidae. The coding region runs from base 1 to 1149 and encodes 382 amino acids. The record is from RefSeq and is a predicted model, not a curated record. The transcript is spliced from 2 exons.